Canariomyces notabilis is the source of this 698-nucleotide messenger RNA. RefSeq lists its product as uncharacterized. NCBI's taxonomy places the organism in Eukaryota, Fungi, Ascomycota, Sordariomycetes, Sordariales, Chaetomiaceae. Gene Ontology annotation, biological process: intra-Golgi vesicle-mediated transport. The record is from RefSeq and is a predicted model, not a curated record. The transcript is spliced from 2 exons. The coding region runs from base 151 to 444 and encodes 97 amino acids.
GGAUCACACUCCUUGACUGACGUACGAGAGCCGCUAUCUCCGAAGAGGCCGCGCAGCCAACCAACCGAGCACUGAACCAGCAGCGACCAGGGAAGGCAGAAAUAAAGGAAGAAGGAAACAAGGAGCAGAGAAGGUAAAAAGGGGGGGAACAUGUCAGAAGCCUACGAGCGCGAGCGCCAAAACAAUGCCCGCCUGGACGAGCUCUCGGCCAAGGUGUCGGCUCUGCGCGGCGUGACCAUCGACAUUUACGACAGCGCGCGAUCCCACGAGGUGAUUGAUUCUACGUCCGAGACAUUCUCCUCCAUGACGACACAGCUCAAGGGCUCGGCCGGGCGAUUAGGGCGCAUGGCGGCGGCAGGGAACAAGGUUGCUAUCCUCAAGCUGGCGGGCAUCAUUAUUGGGACCGUCCUGGUGAUGUACUAUCUGUGGAGGUUGAUGUUCUGAAGCUGGAAGUUGGGAUGUCAUCACCUGCGGGUAGUGGAUAUGAUGGCUUUUGUAUGGAUUAUGGAUACCACCCGGGUGAUGCCGUGCUUCUUUGGUUUGGGUUGCUUUAUUGGAGUGUAGGCAUAGCAUGGGCGUAAGGGGUUUCGGUUGUCAAAGUUCAUGUCGGUUUUCUUGUCUCAGCGAGACUAAUGUACAAUUCGGUUGAACCUGCCCGAAUCUCGAAGUUCUGUUGAUGAAACAAGCCAAUGUGACAU